AUGGCACGCGGCGUCGAAGGAAACGAGAUGUCAACGCCUCGCGCUUCACAAAAGAAGCAGCCCGCCUCCGCGUCGCAAUCGGCAAAAGGCCAAAAGUCCAUCUUGGGCUUCUUCCAAAAGAAGUCUACCAAUUCACCAAGCCCCGCGCCGUCCGAUGCCACACCAGUCAAUAAGACGCCGACAUCAAGACUAGCGAAGAGAGCGUUCAACAAUCCGCCUGCAGACAUCACACCAGUGCCGAGCAGCGACGCCCCCGAUUUCUCAAGUCCUAUCAAACAUGAACGGGAAUUGACAGUGGGGCGGAACAAGGAGAAUCGUCUGCCAUUACCCGUCACAAAAUCGGUCUCCGGAACUGACAGUGUACUGCCAGAGCCUGCAGAUGUCACUCCCAGUAGCCCAACACGUAAGGCACGGAAGCCCGUCAAUUACGCCGAAUCAGAUGACGAAGACGACGACGACAUACUGGGUCCAAUUGCGAACAAUGCUAGAGGCAGAGCGACGAAGCGCCAGCGGGUCGUCAUCGACGAUGAUUCAGAUGACGAGUUCGGAUUAGACGCGGCCACACAGAAGGCGAUGCUUGAGGAAGAAGAUGAAGAUGAUGUGGAAGACUUCGUUGUCCCAGACGAUUCCGAGGAGGAAGUGGUAUCGAAGAAGCGCAAACGUCCAGCAGCGUCCAAGGCUCGUGCGAAAACUUCCCCAGCAUCAUCACCACCUAUAAUCGAGGCGAAGGAUGAAGAAGACGAUGGCGACAUCGUAAUGUCUAGCACAUCCACAGCACAGCAAUGGAUAUAUGAUCCCGAGAACCCCAUGGUCUUCAAGCCCCGCCCGUCCGUACAGGCGACUAAGAAGGACCCCAGCAAGAAGAUCAAGGAACGACCGAGCGCUUCUGAACCCGAGACGAGAUAUCCAUGGCUUGCGCACCAGAUGGACGCUGACCGGCAUCCCGUUGAUCAUCCUGACUACGACCCUCGCACACUUUAUAUCCCUCCGGGUGCUUGGGACAAGUUCUCUGCUUUCGAGAAGCAGUAUUGGGAGAUCAAGAGCAAGUGGUGGGACACUGUUGUGUUCUUCAAGAAAGGCAAGUUCUACGAGCUUUAUGAAAAGGACGCUUCGAUUGGCCAUCAGCUCUUCGACCUCAAGUUGACUGAUCGAGUCAACAUGAGGAUGGUGGGUGUACCGGAAGCUUCGCUGGACAUGUGGGCGGCACAAUUUGUAGCGGCAGGACACAAAGUCGCCAGGGUUGACCAGAUGGAGUCAGCCUUAGGUAAGGAGAUGCGCGAACGUGACGACAAGAGCAAGACUCCGAAGAAGGCUGGCAAGGAAAACAAAGUGAUUCGAAGAGAACUUGCUACGGUACUCACGUCCGGUACGCUUGUGGACACGGGCAUGCUCCAGAGUGAGAUGUCGACAUACUGCAUGGCUAUCAAGGAGAUCGAUCACGAUAAUCUGCCAGCCUUUGGAAUAGCGUUCGUGGAUACUGCUACCGCACAGUUCCAGCUCUGCGAGUUCACAGACGAUGUCGACAUGACCAAGUUUGAAACCCUCAUUGCCCAGAUGAGACCCGGUGAGCUACUCCUGGAGAAAUCUUGUAUCUCUGCGAAGGUUCUACGAAUACUCAAGAACAAUACGCCACCCACGACAAUCUGGAACUACCUGAAGCCCAACAAGGAGUUCUGGCCAGCUGACAUCACCAUCCGAGAGCUUGAAGCGAACAACUACUUCGAGUCACCUACGGAAGACAACAUUGAGGCUUGGCCACCUGUGCUCCGCGAAGCUCGGGAACAAGAACUCGUCAUGUCAUCAUUCGGUGCUCUCCUGCAAUACCUGCGGACACUGAUGAUUGAGCGCGACCUUGUUACACUUGGAAAUUUCCAGUGGUAUGAUCCCAUUCGGAAAGCCACAAGUCUGGUUCUUGAUGGCCAAAGCUUGAUCAAUCUGGAGAUCUUCGCUAACACUUUCGACGGAUCAACCGAGGGUACUUUGUUUGCCAUGCUAAAUCGCUGUAUCACCCCGUUCGGUAAGCGACUACUCCGGCAGUGGGUAUGCCAUCCUCUCGCAGACGCAACCAAGAUCAACGCUCGCUUGGACGCUGUGGAUGCACUGAAUGCCGACUCUACAAUCAUGGACAAUUUCAAUGCGUCUCUCAGCAAAUUGCCGGAUCUCGAGCGUCUCAUUUCCCGCGUACAUGCGGGUAGAUGCAGGGCUCAAGACUUCCUCAAAGUGCUGGAGGGUUUCGAGCAGAUUGAGUACACUGUUAGCUUGUUGAAGCAAUUCGGCGAAGGUGAGGGUGUCAUUGGACAACUCAUCUCCUCUAUGCCUGAUCUAGCUGCAUCAUUAGCGAAGUGGAAUUCGGCCUUCGAUCGGGACAUUGCACGGAAAGAGGGACUCCUCAUUCCUGAGCCUGGCAUCGAAGAGGAUUUUGAUAACAGCCAGGAAGAGAUCGACACAUGCAAAGCCAACUUGGACGUACUGUUGAAGAAAGUUCGUAAGGAGCUCGGCUCAAAUGCUGUUCAAUACAACGACAUCGGCAAGGAGAUAUACCAACUGGAGGUACCCAAGAAAGUCAAAGUUCCGAACAAUUGGGACCAAAUGUCGGCUACUGCCAAGGUCUCUCGAUACUACACUCCCGAGCUUCGGAAGCUAGUCCGAGCACUACAAGAAGCGCAAGAGACGCAUGGUCAAAUCACCCGGGAAGUCGCUACUCGCUUCUGUCAGCGCUUUGAUGAGGACUACAAGGUCUGGCUUGCGGCUGUCAAGAUCAUCGCUCAGCUGGAUUGCCUGAUUAGUCUUGCAAAGGCGUCUGCUUCGCUUGGAGAGCCGAGUUGCCGACCAACUUUCGAGGAAGGUAAUCGUACUGUUGUCGAAUUCGAAGAGCUCCGCCACCCGUGCAUGCUCAACACGGUCGACGACUUUAUCCCCAACGACAUUAGGCUAGGCGGCGACUCGGCCAAUAUCAGUCUAUUGACUGGUGCAAACGCAGCAGGUAAAUCCACCAUCCUCCGUAUGACCUGCAUAGCGGUCAUCCUCGCACAAGUCGGCUGCUACCUUCCUUGCACAUCAGCCAGACUCACACCUGUCGACCGCAUCAUGUCCCGUCUUGGCGCCAACGACAAUAUUUUCGCUGCCCAAUCUACAUUCUUCGUUGAACUCUCAGAAACACAGAAGAUUCUUUCGGAAGCCACACCUCGGUCACUCGUUAUCCUCGACGAGCUCGGUCGUGGUACGUCCUCUUAUGACGGUGUUGCCGUGGCACAGGCUGUUUUGCACGACAUCAGUACACGUGUAGGCUGUGUCGGCUUCUUCGCCACACACUACCGCUCUUUGGCCAAAGAGUUUGAAUUCCACCCCGAAGUCGAGAACAAGCGCAUGCGUAUUCAUGUCGACGAUGCCUCCAAAUCCAUCACCUUCCUCUACAAGCUAGAACAGGGUGUGGCUGAAGGCAGUUUCGGUAUGCACUGUGCAGCUAUGUGCGGUAUCCCGAGCAAAGUCAUUGAAAACGCGGAGAAGGCGGCUAGGGAGUGGGAACACACGAGUAGGCUGGGGGAGAGGAUGGAGGUGAACAAGGAUGAGGGUGGUGUGUAUGUUCCGCUGGGCCUGCAGAGUGAUGUUGCUUGGACGUUGAGGGAGGGUUUGGAGGGAGUUGGUGAGCGGGCGCUGGAUGUGCUGCUCGAAGCUAUCUCCGCGCUCUGA
Alternaria atra is the source of this 3690-nucleotide messenger RNA. RefSeq lists its product as uncharacterized. Gene Ontology annotation, biological process: mismatch repair. Gene Ontology annotation, molecular function: ATP binding; mismatched DNA binding; ATP-dependent DNA damage sensor activity. The transcript has 2 exons. Gene Ontology annotation, cellular component: nucleus; MutSalpha complex. NCBI's taxonomy places the organism in Eukaryota, Fungi, Ascomycota, Dothideomycetes, Pleosporales, Pleosporaceae. Bases 1 to 3690 code for a protein of 1229 amino acids. The record is from RefSeq and is a predicted model, not a curated record.